GUUCUACCGAGACUCCAGAAGAAGGGAGCACUCCAACGAUCUCCAAUUUGGGCUUCAAAGAAGCGGAUUAGGCGUUCUACGGUGACGAAUGGCUCCGCCAGCUGAGAAGCCCGAUUAUUCGUCGUUCAACAAUUGGCUUUUCAAAUCGGAAGGUGCUUCUCGAAUCGAGAAGGGCUACGAUUUCAAGUUCUCGAUCGAGGAUUUGGAAGCUUGCAAGGAUCAAACGACCUCUUGGGAUGGCGUACGAAACUAUGAGGCUCGCAAUUUCAUGAAGGACUACAUGAAAGUCGGGGACGAGGCUUUUUUCUAUCACAGCAACGUCAAAAUUCCGGGAAUCGUCGGAUUGGUCGAAGUUACCAAAGAGAGCCAUCCCGACCCCACUCAGUUCGACAAGAAGAGUUACUACUACGAUGCGCGCGCAACUGUAGACAAUCCGAAGUGGUUUCUGGUGGACGUCAAACUGAAGCGGAAGCUCAAACGUUGCAUAAGUCUCGAAGAGCUCAAGCAUUGGCAGAAAGUCCACUCGAUGACCCAGGGUCCAUUGAGCGAGUUGCGUCUAAUCAAGCGGUCCCGUCUGAGCGUGAUUCCGAUAUCGAAAGAAGAAUGGGAUUUUAUCUGUUCACUCGAGGAUCAAGAAUCGGUUAUUGAUGGUUGAAUGAUUGUAAUCGAGCGGAACAGACGAGAUAAAACGUCAGAAAUACGGUUGCGGUACAUCCUCGAUGAGCGAGUUCAAUUGGAACAAAUAAAUCAUGAGAACAAUCGACUCCGAU
Molecule: messenger RNA, 770 nt
Organism: Galendromus occidentalis (western predatory mite)
Lineage: Eukaryota; Metazoa; Arthropoda; Arachnida; Mesostigmata; Phytoseiidae
Product: thymocyte nuclear protein 1
Exons: 2
Coding region: 89-655 (188 amino acids)
Cellular component (GO): nucleus
Source: RefSeq, a predicted model, not a curated record